GCCGUGGCAGUGGAAUUGGACUGGCUGGCGCGCGCGAAGAUGAGCGCCAAGAGCGACCAGAAGAGAUCGAUGACGGCUGUGGUUCGGGAGAUCAUGGGGGCCCGGGCUGCCGAGGUCAUCAUCGAGAAGGGGCAGGCGGAGAUCCAUGCCCAGGUCAAGAUGAGCUCUAAGAGUCCAGUGGUAGCGUGGCUCAUUGAGCACGCGUCGACGUUGCGCUGCAUCUGCAACCGCGGGGGGAACGGCGCGGCGCCGUUCCGGCGAGCGAAGAGGCAGGCGUGGCAGGUGCGAUUGCCGGCCUUCGGCGAGAGCGUGGAAUUUAAGAAGCGCACGCGGCGCGAGCUGGAGGCGCGCUGGGAACGCGGACUGUCUCUCGGCGUAACGGUGGAGAGCACGGAGAAGACCGCGGGCACGGGCCACGGCGUCUUCGCGGCGCAGUCGUUGAGGCGGCUGCCGGGAGACCAGCGUUGCGACAACGAGGCGGCCGAGCAGACUGGGGGCGUGCCAAAGUACUGCGUCGCGUUCGCGGACAUGGACAAGCGCGGGCGCGCGGAGGGGCGCUGGGCGCAGGGUGGCGGCCAGGACGUCGCCAGCAGACUCAGCGGCAGGCACGGCUUCGACAUCGAGCCAGCAGCCUUUGGCAUCCUGGGAGGCGCAGCCAGCGGAAGGUGCGGCCUCGGCACUGGGUCAGCGCGCUCGGCGCCCUGGGAAGGACAGUUGGCGCGGGGCGCGGCUUCGGCGACGAGCCAGCUGCCCCCCGCGCGCGUGGAUUCAGACAGGGGUCGAAAGCGAGGAGAUCCACCCGCGGGAAGCGACGGCCACGAGGUAAUGGAGGAUAAUGCAAUCUCCAUCAUGGCCCGUCUCAUCGACCACGGCGGGGAGGACGACGAGAUCGAGAACGCGAUCUGCGCGCAAGUCGAGUCGCAGCGUGAGAGGUUGAUGAAGUCAGCUCGCGACUCGGGCGACGAGUGCCCAAUUCUGGUCGAGCAGCCGUUCGAGUUGGACUACGGGGAUUUCGUCGGCCCCGAGGACCUGGCGCGCAGAGACGAUUCGCGGGGGAAGGCGCUGCCCGGGGAUCUCGCCCAGGAGGCGAGGGCCGAGGACAUGAACUUCAUCGACACAGUGACCGGCGCGAGGUGGAUCGACGUCGACGGGGGCGACGAGGUCGAAUUCCAGGCGCGCAGCAGGCCGGUGGCGAAGGAGAUACAGCACGAGGGCCCGGUGGAGCAGCACUUCGCUGCGAUGCCGCCGUUGCCAUCUUCAAACGCGUCUCAUUCCACUGCGGUCACGGUGGCGUUUCCCCGCAAGGGCUUCGCGUAUGCGAAGAAGGGGAAGUACGUGCUGCAGCUCCAAGGCGAAAGGGGCGCACUUCUGGGCCAUGGCAGAGAGGGCGUGUUCGUGGAGCUGCCAGAGGACUGCAAGAAGGUACGCGGCAUCACCAGCGACGAGGUUG
Molecule: messenger RNA, 1450 nt
Organism: Prorocentrum cordatum
Lineage: Eukaryota; Dinophyceae; Prorocentrales; Prorocentraceae
Source: the annotation of a GenBank genome assembly